UAGCAGCCUGGUGAAGAUACAGGCCACCGUCUUCCUUGGGCCUAGCUGUUGACAAGCUCUUAUGUCCUGAUACCCGCCCCCCCCAUUCUUUCAGGCCAGCACAUCAACAACAGGCGGUAAGACAGGCUCAAAACAUUCCAGAGUCCAAGGCCCACACUGUAUGUGAGAGAAACCAGGCAGUCUCAGAAGGAGAUAGGACCCUCUUCAGCUUGGUACCACCCACUGGUUCCAUGACUCCUCCUUGACUCUUCUCUACCACUCCACGCACUCCAGAUGAAACUCUGCAGCUUCAAUGGACUCAGGAAGAAGAAACCAAACAAUGGGAAAUGUAGCCAGCUAGGGAUGGGGUGGUGGCCCCCCUCCCUACCCUCACCACCUUAGGGGUAGACAAUAAAGAGAGGAAGAGCAGGAGUCUGGAGGCUGUGAAUGGGGUGCCCAGGGUGGGCCUGCUCAAUCUUUGAGGGGGGUAGGGUGAGGGGCAAUUCACACACAGGAAACCAUGAAGGCACAGCAGAGAGAAAAAAGCUGGGAGUAGUCUAGGGUAUCGGACUUGACAAGAACCUAAGAUUGUGAUCUGCAACAGGAUGACAAUGACUAAUGCAAUUAAUUUAGUGAACCAUAAAUGUACAUCUUCUUUAAGUCUUAUAGCCUCAAAGGUAGGGGUUAUUGUUUUUAGAUGAGGAAACUAGGAACCAGGGAGCUUGCCUAGGGCCACACUACCUCUAAGUGAAACAGUCAGGAUUUUAACCCAGAUCUGCCAAGGCCCCCAAAAUUCAACCACUAAAGGAGAAGAAGCAGAGAGAGACUAGGGCCCCCAGAGGAAGGUGACAGUAGAUAGUCUCUGAGGGCGGGGCUGUGGUUUCUCUGAUCUUAGGCUCCUCUUCUCUGCCCAGGCCCCGCCCCCGCCCCUCCCAGUGCUGCCUGGAAGUGUGGGGUGAGAGCUCCUCCUAGAACCCCCUGACCCUUGAGGAAAGAAUUGUGUCCCCAGGACCUACCCAGCAGAGAUCCAUCUCCUCCUUCCCUGUCAACACCCCUCCAGGGGACAGCGCCUCCACUCAUAUCCCUACCUGCCAAUUGGCUUCACAGUGAUCAAGCUGAGAUGACCGUCAAGCUGGACUUUGAGGAGUGUCUCAAGGACUCACCCCGUUUCCGAGCCUCUAUCGAGCUGGUGGAAGCUGAAGUGUCAGAAUUGGAGACCCGUCUGGAAAAGCUCCUCAAGCUGGGCACUGGCCUCCUGGAGAGUGGGCGCCAUUACCUUGCUGCCAGCCGUGCCUUCAUUGUUGGCAUUUGUGACCUGGCUCGCCUGGGUCCUCCGGAGCCCAUGAUGGCGGAGUGUCUGGACAAAUUCACUGUGAGCCUGAGCCACAAGCUGGACAGCCAUACAGAGCUUCUAGAUGCCAUUCAACACACGCUGCAGCAGCAAAUCCAGACCCUGGUCAAAGAAGGUCUUCGGGGUUUCCGAGAGGCUCGCCGAGAUUUCUGGCGGGGGGCUGAGAGCCUGGAGGCUGCGCUUACUCACAAUGCAGAGGUCCCUAGGCGCCGAGCUCAGGAGGCAGAAGAGGCAGGAGCUUCUUUGAGGACUGCUCGAGCCGGGUACCGGGGACGGGCAUUGGAUUAUGCCCUGCAGAUCAAUGUGAUUGAGGAAAAAAGGAAGUUUGACAUCAUGGAGUUUGUGCUGCAUUUGGUGGAAGCCCAGGCUACCCAUUUCCAGCAGGGCCACGAGGAGCUGAGCCGACUGGCUCAGUAUCGCAAGGAGCUGGGUGCGCAGUUGCACCAGCUGGUCUUGAAUUCAGCUCGAGAGAAGAGGGACAUGGAGCAGCGACAUGUGCUGCUGAAGCAGAAGGAGCUGGGUGGAGAGGAACCAGAGCCAAGCCUAAGGGAGGGCCCUGGUGGUCUGGUCAUGGAAGGUCAUCUCUUCAAACGGGCCAGCAAUGCAUUUAAGACAUGGAGCAGACGCUGGUUCACCAUUCAGAACAACCGACUGGUUUAUCAGAAGAAGUACAAGGACCCUGUGACUGUGGUGGUGGAUGACCUUCGCCUCUGCACAGUGAAGCUCUGUCCCGACUCAGAAAGGCGGUUCUGCUUUGAGGUGGUGUCAACCAGCAAGUCCUGCCUCCUCCAGGCUGACUCAGAACGCCUCCUGCAGCUGUGGGUCAGUGCUGUGCAGAGUAGCAUCGCCUCUGCCUUCAGCCAGGCUCACCCUGAUGACAGUCCACAGGGUCAAGGCCAGGGUUCAGGACACCUGGCUGUGGGCUCUGCUGCCACCGUGGGCUGUGGCAGGAUGGUCAGGGGAAAGGAGCCAGGGGGAGUUAAGCAUGUGGCGGCCCAGGUACAGAGUGUGGAUGGCAAUGCCCAGUGCUGUGACUGCCGGGAGCCAGCCCCAGAGUGGGCCAGCAUCAACCUUGGUGUCACCCUCUGCAUCCAGUGCUCCGGCAUCCACAGGAGCCUCGGUGUUCACUUCUCCAAAGUCCGAUCUCUGACUCUUGACUCAUGGGAGCCAGAACUAGUGAAGCUUAUGUGCGAGCUGGGAAAUGUUGUCAUCAACCAGAUCUAUGAAGCCCGUGUGGAGGCACUGGCAGUGAAGAAGCCAGGGCCCAGCUGCUCCCGACAGGAGAAGGAAGCCUGGAUUCAUGCUAAAUACGUGGAGAAGAAGUUCCUGACCAAACUUCCUGAGAUUCGAGGGCGAAGAGGUGGCCGGAAGCCCCCAAAGGGGCAUCCUCCUGUGCCCCCAAAACCUUCCAUCAGGCCCCAGCCAGGGAGCUUCAGAUCCAAGCCAGCAGAGCCCCCCUCUGAUGACCUGGAAAGUCUGCACCCUGGGGCCCUGCUGUUUCGAGCUGCUGGACAUCCUCCAUCCCUUCCCACCAUGGCUGAUGCCCUUGCCCAUGGAGCUGAUGUCAACUGGGUCAAUGGGGGUCAAGAGAAUGCCACACCGCUGAUCCAGGCCACAGCUGCUGUGAGAACCUCGCCAACCUCCCUGUCCCACCCUAAGAAUUCUCUUAUGGCCUGUGAGUUUCUGCUUCAGAAUGGGGCAAAUGUGAACCAAGCGGACAGUGCAGGCCGGGGCCCACUACACCACGCAACCAUUCUUGGCUACACAGGGCUUGCCUGCCUGUUCCUGAAACGGGGGGCUGAUCUAGGGGCUCGAGACUCUGAGGGCAGGGAUCCUCUGACCAUCGCCAUGGAAACCGCCAAUGCUGACAUCGUCACCCUGCUACGAUUGGCAAAGAUGAGGGAGGCUGAAGCUGCUCAGGGACAGGCAGGAGAUGAGACCUAUGUUGACAUUUUCCGCGACUUCUCUCUUAUGGCAUCAGACGACCCAGAGAAGCUGAGCCGACGUAGUUACGACCUCCACACGCUGUGACCCGAGGUCCGGCGCCCCCAGCCCACGGCCCUCCUCUCCUCCAUUAAACCUUCUGUGCUUUGA
This is a messenger RNA of Nycticebus coucang (slow loris), 3424 nucleotides long. RefSeq names its product ArfGAP with coiled-coil, ankyrin repeat and PH domains 1 (gene ACAP1). Lineage: Eukaryota; Metazoa; Chordata; Mammalia; Primates; Lorisidae. The transcript is spliced from 23 exons. Gene Ontology annotation, molecular function: GTPase activator activity; protein binding. Gene Ontology annotation, cellular component: cytoplasm. Bases 1100 to 3361 code for a protein of 753 amino acids. The record is from RefSeq and is a predicted model, not a curated record.